Molecule: messenger RNA, 595 nt
Organism: Gigantopelta aegis
Lineage: Eukaryota; Metazoa; Mollusca; Gastropoda; Neomphalida; Peltospiridae
Exons: 5
Source: RefSeq, a predicted model, not a curated record
UGUUGUUUUUGUUUUUUUUGGGGGGUAUAUAGAUAUUUCCAAUUUUAUUCUGUAGUUAACAAUCUCUUCUAUUAAAGGCUAAUUUUAAAUUGUUCUAUUAAUACAGGACCAGUAUGAAACCAUAUUCGUCGCCCUUCUAGAACUGGCACGCUUUGGCAAAACAAGCUUAGCUAAGGUUGAAUUCCUGCAGCAAUAUGCAAAACAGAAAGGAUCUAUGAGAAUGGAAAAGAAAACCGUUGAUGAACUUGCACAGGAAGUUGUGAAAUUAAAUGAAACAUCUUAUACAGAUCCUCCUGACCAGUAUCAAAUUUGGAUUGAUGGACGCAGUGACAUGUUUGUAGUGCUUCCACCUUCAAAGCUAACCAAACAUGGAUACCUGCUGAUACCAGAACCUGAAGGGGCUAAAGAUAGUUUCUGGAAGAUGGUGACUGAAAAUGACUCCUAUACAAUUAUUACACUAAGCGCUGAGUCUGGCGGUGGCCUUAUCCCACAAACAAGUCAGACACUGACACAUGGGAAGACAACCAUUACUGCACUUCGUCAGACUUCCAUCAUCCAUGAGAUAACGGAGAAGACACUGCAAGUUGACACAAAG